Telopea speciosissima is the source of this 2818-nucleotide messenger RNA. Its product is annotated as probable methionine--tRNA ligase. The transcript is spliced from 17 exons. Lineage: Eukaryota; Viridiplantae; Streptophyta; Magnoliopsida; Proteales; Proteaceae. Gene Ontology annotation, biological process: methionyl-tRNA aminoacylation. Gene Ontology annotation, molecular function: ATP binding; methionine-tRNA ligase activity; tRNA binding. The record is from RefSeq and is a predicted model, not a curated record. Gene Ontology annotation, cellular component: aminoacyl-tRNA synthetase multienzyme complex; cytosol. The coding region runs from base 130 to 2520 and encodes 796 amino acids.
UUGAGUCUGAAGCUCUUGCUCUGUUUCUCUGUGAGCGCCUCCCCAUCUUCACUGUCAGAAGAAAGAAAACCAGAAACCUAUAUAGCAACUAUUUCUAUUUACUCCAAACACAAAACCCAGAAAUUGCAGAUGGAGAAAGCCACUCCCAAGGUUCCGAUCGAAGGCCGUAGGAACAUAUUGAUUACUAGUGCAUUGCCUUACGUCAAUAACGUCCCUCACCUCGGCAACAUCAUCGGCUGUGUUUUAAGUGCUGAUGUCUUCGCUCGCUACUGCCGUCUCAGAGGUUAUAACGCUAUAUACAUCUGCGGGACUGAUGAGUAUGGAACUGCAACGGAGACCAAAGCCAUGGAAGAGAAUUGCACCCCUCAGCAGAUUUGUGAUAAGUACCAUGCAAUUCACAGAGAGGUAUACAAAUGGUUUGACAUUAGUUUCGAUAAGUUUGGGCGCACAUCUACUCCGCAGCAGACUGAAAUUUGUCAAGCGAUUUUCAAUAAGUUAUUGGAGAACAAUUGGCUUUCUGAAAACACUAUGCAGCAGCUUUAUUGUGAUACUUGUAAACGUUUCUUAGCUGAUCGUUUUGUGGAGGGUACCUGUCCCACACUAAAUUGUAAUUAUGAUUCUGCGCGAGGGGAUCAGUGUGAAAAGUGUGGGAAUAUGUUGAAUCCAACGGAACUAAAGGAUCCUAAAUGCAAGGUAUGUAAGACAACUCCACGUAUACGGGAUACAGAGCAUUUGUUUCUAGAGCUCCCGUUGCUGAAAGAUAAGCUGGAGGAGUAUAUCAACAAAAUGUCAGUGGCAGGAUCUUGGAGUCAGAAUGCUAUUCAAGCCACAAAUGCAUGGCUAAAAGAAGGAUUAAAACAACGAUGUAUUACCAGGGACCUCAAGUGGGGAGUUCCUGUUCCUCAUGAGAAAUUUAAGGAAAAGGUUUUCUAUGUGUGGUAUGACGCUCCAAUCGGAUAUGUUUCAAUUACUGCAUGCUAUACGAGUGAUUGGAGCCAAUGGUGGAAGAAUCCUUCAAAUGUGGAACUGUAUCAGUUUAUGGGCAAGGAUAAUGUGCCAUUCCAUACUGUAAUGUUUCCAUCUACGCUUAUUGGGACUGAAGAAAACUGGACAUUGAUGAAGACUAUCAGUGUGACUGAGUACCUAAACUAUGAAGCAGGUAAAUUCUCCAAAAGUAAGGGAAUUGGCGUCUUUGGUAAUGAUGCAAAAGAUACAAACAUCCCUGUUGAAGUAUGGCGAUAUUACUUGUUAACAAAUAGGCCCGAGGUGUCGGAUACCUUAUUCACAUGGGCUGAUCUGCAAGCAAAACUGAAUUCUGAAUUGCUCAAUAACUUGGGAAAUCUUAUUAAUCGAGUGUUGAGCUUUAUAGCAAAACCUGAAGGCCAAGGAUAUGCUUCUAUCAUUCCUGAUGCUCCAGGUGCAGAAUCACAUCCAUUGACCAAGAAAUUAGCAGAAAAAGUUGGUGAUUAUGUUGAUCAAUACAUUGAGGCGAUGGAGAAGGUUAAACUAAAGCAAGGAUUGAAGACUGCAAUGGCAAUUUCUAGUGAAGGGAAUGCAUAUUUGCAAGACAGCCAAUUUUGGAAGCUCUUUAAAGAAGAUCCAUCUUCCUGCAACAUCAUUAUGAGAACUUCAGCUGGACUAGUAUAUCUGCUUGCAGCUUUGUUAGAACCUUUCAUUCCAUCUUUUUCUGUUGAGGUAUUAAGGCAGUUAAAUUUGCCAAGCCAACAUCUAUCACUGUGUGAAGGAGAUAUUGAUAGGGCACGAAGACCUUGGGAGAUUCUACCUUCUGGUCAUAAAAUAGGCAAGCCUGAACCUUUAUUUAAGGAACUGAAAGAUGAAGAGGUAGAGUUCUACAGGGAAAAAUUUGCUGGAAGUCAAGCUGAUAGGAUAGAGAAGGCAGAUGCUACAAAGAAGGUUGCUGAGCAGCUGAAGAAAACAAAAAUUUCAGCUGAUGGAGAUGGAAAAAAUCAAAAGCCAAGUAAAUCUACCGCUGAUGGCAAAUCAAAGGCAGCUGUUGAAGCAGAAAUCACCAUUUCAAGACUUGAUAUACGUGUUGGCCUAAUUACGAAAGUUCAGAAGCAUCCAGAUGCUGAUUCCCUUUACAUUGAAGAGAUAGAUGUGGGUGAAGAAACACCUAGGACAGUCGUUAGUGGCCUUGUCAAGUAUAUUCCUCUUGAAGAAAUGCAGAAUCGGAAAGUUUGUGUUUUCUGCAACCUGAAGCCAGCAACCAUGCGGGGUGUCAAAUCACAAGCCAUGGUUCUUGCGGCUUCGAAUGGAGACCAUACAAAAGUUGAAUUGGUUGAUCCACCUGAAUCUGCUACCGUGGGGGAGAGAGUUACAUUUCCUGGAUUUGUUGGUGAGCCCGACAGUGUUCUGAAUCCCAAGAAGAAGGUUUGGGAAACACUGCAAGUGGAUCUCCACACAGAUUCAGAGUUGGUCGCCUACUAUAAAGACAUCCCCUUCACGACAUCAGCAGGUGUUUGUAAGGUUGCAUCCAUCGCGGAAGGCACCAUUCGGUAGUUCCUUUGUAAAUGAAGGCUCCCCAAAAGUUUCCAAAAAAAAUCUUAUUUUGUUGUUAUUUAUCAGAAACUUGAGUGCCAAAAGGGAAAAAAAUUAAAUUUCCAAUUACUUGUUUGUUAUUUAAACAAUUCCCCCCCCCCCCACCCCCCCUAAAAAAGAAUUUUGUAAAUGGUAAUUGUAUGAAGUGUGUUUCCAAAAUAAUUUCUUGUGCUGUGGGUGACCAGGCUCAUGCUUCUCUCCAUGUCUGUCGUGGUCAAUCCUCAGUUUAUUCUUUACAUGUUAAUUCAUCUAUAGUGAA